Molecule: messenger RNA, 750 nt
Organism: Ascochyta rabiei
Lineage: Eukaryota; Fungi; Ascomycota; Dothideomycetes; Pleosporales; Didymellaceae
Product: Superoxide dismutase
Exons: 3
Coding region: 1-750 (249 amino acids)
Biological process (GO): superoxide metabolic process
Cellular component (GO): mitochondrion
Molecular function (GO): metal ion binding; superoxide dismutase activity
Source: RefSeq, a predicted model, not a curated record
AUGCGGGGCACAUCAGUACUGCCAGCUUUGUUGGCUUCUAUCUUCUCUGCACCUAACAUCCUUGCUUCAGAACAACAGCCAUUCGAAUUCGGAAAGAUGUCUGCACCACAGUACACACUGCCUUCUCUGCCAUAUGCAUAUGAUGCAUUGGAACCCCACAUCUCCGCUCAAAUCAUGGAGUUGCACCAUGGCAAGCACCACCAGACAUACAUCACGAAUCUUAAUGCUGCCCUCAAGACCCAAGCCGAGGCAGUGCACACGUCCGAUAUCACGUCUCAGGUUUCUCUUCAGCAAGGCAUCAAGUUCAAUGCUGGUGGACACAUCAACCACUCUCUCUUCUGGCAGAACCUCGCUCCAGCGAGCUCUCCUGAAGCAAAGAGUUCUGCUGCUCCCGAGCUUGUCAAGCAGAUUAAGGCGGUGUGGGGUGACGAGGACAAAUUUAAGGAGGCAUUCAACGCAGCACUUCUGAGCAUCCAGGGCAGUGGCUGGGGCUGGCUCAUCAAGGUCGAGACCGGAAAGGAGCAGAGGCUUGCCAUCGUUACGACGAAGGACCAGGACCCCGUUGUUGGCAAGGGCGAAGUCCCGAUCUUUGGCGUUGACAUGUGGGAGCAUGCAUACUAUCUCCAGUACCUGAACGGCAAAGCUGCAUACGUGCAGAACAUCUGGAAUGUCAUCAACUGGAAGACCGCCGAAGAUCGUUUCCUGGGCUCGCGCGCAGAUGCUUUCAAGGUCCUCAAGGCUUCUAUCUAG